Rhineura floridana is the source of this 1784-nucleotide messenger RNA. RefSeq names its product Bet1 golgi vesicular membrane trafficking protein like (gene BET1L). The transcript is spliced from 4 exons. The coding region runs from base 238 to 573 and encodes 111 amino acids. Gene Ontology annotation, biological process: retrograde transport, endosome to Golgi; regulation of retrograde vesicle-mediated transport, Golgi to ER. NCBI's taxonomy places the organism in Eukaryota, Metazoa, Chordata, Lepidosauria, Squamata, Rhineuridae. Gene Ontology annotation, molecular function: SNAP receptor activity. The record is from RefSeq and is a predicted model, not a curated record. Gene Ontology annotation, cellular component: Golgi trans cisterna; SNARE complex.
CCAUCUCACCAGCCCAGCCUUGGCAGCAACGCCAGCAGAAGCAGCCCUAUCCGCUUCUCCUGGCCGGUCGACAGCCCGCCUUCUCUCCAGCUGAGGGGAGGACCGAGAGGCGGGGACGCUGCUGCUGAAGCGAGCACACCCUCCCCUUCCUUCCCUAAACAAACCUCCCGUGCUGCUGCUGCUCUUCCCCCUCCUCUUCCCGAUGGGCGGAGCGGGACACGGAGGCAGGAAGCAGUUAUGGCGGACUGGGGACGAGGUCAGAAUGGAAGUGCUGUGGAUGAUAUGUUAGAUGUGGAAAACAAACGCAUGUCGGAAAACCUAGCCACUAAAGUCACUCGGCUAAAAUCGCUUGCACUGGACAUUGAUAAAGAUGCUGAGGAUCAAAAUCACUAUUUGGAUAGCAUGGAUUCUGAUUUCAUGAGUGUGACAGGCCUUCUGUCAGGGAGUGUGAAGCGUUUCUCCACCAUGACCCGGUCAGGGAGAGACAAUCGUAAACUUCUUUGUUACGUCUCUGCUGGACUGAUUGUUGUCUUCUUCAUUCUCUAUUAUUUGGUGACAAGAGCACAAACUUGAGAGUAAUGGUCAAGAUUUUGUACUCGAUGCUUCUUGAAGAGAAAAAAACAAUAAUGAAAGUGGCUUUGGAAGACUUUUAAAUGUAUAUCCUAGGAAGGAUUAUUCAAAUGUUCACAGUGAUCCAGAAGUUCCUCUAUGGACUCCAGUUUCAUUUCUCUGGAUUGUUUGGAGUUGAUCUUUUACUUUAAAAAGGAUGUAAUUUAUUCUGUUGCUCUCCCUUUGAAAGCUUAAAUACAGCACAGUUCACAUCCUGUCCAUAUUACCUUAUUCUCUCUAGUGGGCUGGAGGGAAAGCAUACUGAUGAUGCCACUUCCUAAAGUUGUUUGGUUCGACAAGAUAAUCAUGACAUUCAUAUCAUAGCAGAGAGGUUCUAGUGCCCACUUUAAAUGAAAAAGUGUGACUUAAAGGACUGUGAUACUAGGUUGCAUGAAUUUCCUGAAAACAAAUGUAAUUCUGGUAAGGGCAGCUUCUUCCUAGAAAAGUUGCUUAACUUUAUUUCUAAUUCUAUGACCACCAUCAAUUAAAGUAUUCUAACAAUCCUUUUUCCUUGUGACUGUCAAAGACUUGCUGAGUAGAACAGAGUUGUACUUAGAAUAUUCCUAAAAGAAGGAAGAGCGAGAACUUGCACAAAUGAUGUUAUCACUUUUGCUUUUUCCAUCCUGUUCUAGUCUGUCCCCUAACUAUAUUAUAUAUACAAACCUUACCUUACCUUAAGUUAACAUACUUUCACUUUAAAACAUUUAUCCAAAUCAACCUGUUGAUGGUGACCUUUUUGUUAAGUGCUUUUUAUUGAUUCAUCAAUUCUACAUUAACUUUCCUAUUUGUAAUUAUUCCCCUCUCUCUAGAAUCAAGUAACUUUUUAUCCAGUUUUAAUGUUUAUUAUUAGGUUUUGGCUCCUGAAGUGCCGGUAAGAUUUUAACACCAACAUCUUAACUGAUGGUCUGACAUUGUGAUUUCCAAGACAUAAUUUGCCAUAAUUUACUGUGGCACAGUGAAAAGAAGAAUGUAGGGAAGAAAGGACCUGGUACCAAUCAGUUUCUGGAUCUUGACCAAAUUAGUACAUUAUUGAUCUUUACUGUUAGCAGCCUGACUCUUGACAUAGGUGAAUCUUGUAUUUUUGUUUGUCAUUUAUUCCAUAACAUCUCACCAUAGCAAUAGUAUCUUCUCAUUAGUUUUCAACUUGAAAAUAAAGUUAAAACAGAUUUUAAACA